Pogonomyrmex barbatus (red harvester ant) is the source of this 1423-nucleotide messenger RNA. Its product is annotated as chronophin. Gene Ontology annotation, cellular component: cytoplasm. The record is from RefSeq and is a predicted model, not a curated record. Gene Ontology annotation, molecular function: phosphatase activity. NCBI's taxonomy places the organism in Eukaryota, Metazoa, Arthropoda, Insecta, Hymenoptera, Formicidae.
GAAUAUAUGUGCUAUGUCGCGCAAAGGUCAUAAACAUGUAGAACGUAGAACUUCGUUCUAUAAGUGCUCGUAAAACUUGGUCGUCAGUGAUGUUAUUAAGAACUAGUCAGUUCUCUUAUUAUUCCGUAAGCAAUCGAUUCCACUUAUCAGUUAGAUAGUGCGAUGAAUCAACACGGUAGUCCUUGAAAAUAGUCUUAAAAUUUUUAUUACUCGCAUUGACAAAAUAUCUGUCAACUAAAACUAGUUGCAUCGAAAGAGAAGAAUAUUGUGCUUUAGAAUCAAAUGUGCUUACGUUACAAUAACGAUAAUGUCUAAAACUAAAGACAUUACCAAGUUCUCGACUAAACAGUUGCAAGAAUUUUUGAUGUCCUUUGACAUAAUAUUAUCCGACAUCGACGGAGUUUUAUGGCGGUUCAAUAAACCUAUUGACGGUGCUUCUGAAUCGUUAGCGACAUUGCAAAAUAUGGGAAAGCAAUUAUAUCUAGUAACAAAUAAUAGCACAAAAACGUUCGAAAAUUAUUGCAAGAGUACUCAACAUUCCUGUUUGAAUUUAAGUUCGGACCACAUAAUUAACACCAUUAAACUAAUUACUUGGUUUUUGAAAAAAAUCGAUUUUCAUGACGAAGUUUUUGCUAUUGUUUCGGAUACGUCUCGAAAAGUUUUGAAAGAAGCAGGAAUACAAUUAAUAGAGAAUCCUAAAGUUUUCCAAACAGAUCCAAGUGCAACUAUAAGAGAAGUUUUAAAUCGACUAUCCGUUAAAGCUGUAAUUGUUGAUUUUGAUGUUAAUUGCAAUUGGUCAAUGCUAGCUUUAGCUAUAUCAUGCCUUAAACGUAAGGAUGUAUUAUAUAUAGCAGGAGCAACAGACGAAUGGAUACAAGCAUCAUCCGAAAUUAAAAUCUUAGGUCCUGGUCCAUUGAUACACAUUAUCAACACUCAGACUGGAAGAAAGCCAAUUGUAUGUGGUAAACCUAGCCAAAAUUUAAAAGAUUAUAUUUUAGAUAAAUGCAAUGUGACAGAUCCGCAAAGAUGUUUGUUCAUUGGUGACACGAUUGAUCAAGAUAUGAAGUUUGCUUCAAUGUGCGGAUUCACAAAGCUUUUCGUCGGCACAGGAUGUGAUACAUUGGAACAGGCACAAAAAGAAGAUGAUACUUGUCCGGAUUAUUAUCUUCCUACCUUGAGUCAACUAUUCUAUGCCUAUAAUGAUUCAUAAUGUUAACAUUAACAUCUAAUUAUAAAAAAUUAAUGUUAACAUCUAAUUAUAAAAAUAGUUGAUAGUUAAUAUUUUAAUAAAGGGUAAAUAUAAAAACAAUCAAUUUAUAACCAUAGAUAAGACUCGAUAAGAAGGAGACCGGAAACCGGCUUCCCUCUCACGUCCUACGCCUCGUUAGAUACAAGAUUGUCCGCGUCCCCGCGCGCAUAUGUA